Acanthosepion pharaonis is the source of this 771-nucleotide messenger RNA. NCBI's taxonomy places the organism in Eukaryota, Metazoa, Mollusca, Cephalopoda, Sepiida, Sepiidae. The record is from the annotation of a GenBank genome assembly.
AUGAAAAAUUUUAGGUGUUUAUUUUUUUUAGAAUUUUCCAGAAAGUCCGCGAUAUAUUUUCUAUCUAUAUAUAUUAAAAAUCCGCGAAGUCGUGAAUCCGUGAUAGUAGAACCGCGAAUUAGCGAGGGAUCACUGUAUGUGAAUAUCUAUCUCUAUAUCAUUGCGUCUCGCUCUAUUCCCAUCUAUCUAUCUAUAAAUCUAUCUCAAUUUUUCAAAUCUAUCUCUUUUUCUACCUGUCUCUCUCUCUCUCUCUCUCUCUCUCUCUCUAAUCUCUCUCUCUCGAUAUAUUCAAAUAUUUCACAGUCUUUUCUCAUCUAUCUAUCUAUCUAUCUAUCUAUCUAUCUAUCUAUCUAUCUAUCUAUCUAUCUCAGACUGUUUAUUAUCUAUCAUUGUUCAUAUCUAUCUAUCUAUCUAUCUAUCUAUCUAUCUAUCUAUCUAUCUAUCUAUCUAUCAUUGUUCAUUAUCUAUCUAUGCAUACCAGUCUAUUCAUAUCUAUUAUAUAUCUCGCUCAGUCUAUCCACAUCUAUCUACCUAUCUAUUAUAGAUUUUUCAUAUCUAUCUCGUUUUCUACCUCUCUCUCUCUCACUCUUUCUCUCUCGAUAUGUGCAUAGAUAUUUCACAGACUUUUUCUCAUCUAUCUAUCUAUCUAUCUAUCUAUCUAUCUAUCUAUCUAUCUAUCUAUCUAUCUAUCUCAGUUCACAUCUAUCUAUCUAUCUAUCUAUCUAUCUAUCUAUCUAUCUAUCUAUCUAUGCACAUCUUUAUCUACAAUGA